CAAAAUGAAGGUUAUUAGGUCAUGAACGCUGCUGGAGUUCUGAGAGGUACCCCUUCCUACUUGCAAUCGUCGAGAGAGGGAUUGACAUGAGAACUUCAGUUAGUGUCUUUCUGUACGCUUCUGCAAGCGUAAAGCCUUUCACUCUGAAAUAACUACGGAGUAUUUUGAUUACUAGGUCAAUGCGAUGUCAAUAAUCACUACUCAUAUUUACAAACUAUUUAUAAAUACCCCAAUCACUGACAGCCAAUCACUACACACCGUAUUAAUUCACUAUAAUUAUAAAAAAUAUCUCAGUGAUUGGUCGAGAUUGAAAACUCGCAGUGAAGAAAAUUAUGCACGAAAAAUACAGCUUCAUACUGAUAUGGAAUCCGUAUACCGCCCUGUCACAGUGUACGAGUCGGCAGAGAAACACGUACGUUUAUAACAACAACCAGUUUUAAUUGACUAUCGGGUAGCUAACUUAUCUCAUCUAACAAUAAAAUCCAAGGUCAUCUGGACUAACUUCAAAACACAAUCGAAAUACCUAUAAAAAUAAUCUCGGACCUCGUCAUAAUUCAGGUAAAUAUUUUAAAAAGCACGUUAAUUACUAUGUGUUUAUAUGUGUAGCUAGUGAGCUUUAUAUUUGUAACGCGAGCGUAUCUGUAUUGUUUGUUAGCAGGCACGAGCAGCGCGCAGCGGGUGGAGUAAUCAUGAUCUAGGCUACCUCUUAAAACUUCGACUUGUGAACUAAGUUUACCUUGUUACGCGGCUAUAUCAUGACCUAGUCCGGUGUUAUUAUUUACGGGACUCUAUGUGAUGUAAGACUGUAUUAGUGUGUGCUGUGAAGUUUCAAAACAUUUCAAAAUGUGGUCGCUCGCAAUCCCAGACGGUUUGGUGAUGGACCCGCUGGCGCCCACCGCGCUUGCCGUCUCUUCGGAGUUCAUGGACCGCAUUGGCAGUGGGCUGACCAUACUCAGAGACCAUGGGAAAAAAGUGCAGAAGUAUGUUUGGAAAAACAGGAAAUUCGACAUUCUGAAGAAGUCUUGGAAGUCUAUAGUUAACGUCGUUUUGAUCGAUGCCAAAGAUACGCCGAGCGGUAGCGCCAAUGGGCUCUAUUGUAAAUUUAAACUGGGCAACGAAAAUCACAAGUCGAAGCAGCUGUCAAAAUCAAAACAAUCAUGGUGUGAGAGAUUUAAUCUGUACUUGUACGAUGACAACAAUUUGGAAGUCACCGUGUGGCACAAGGGGAAGCAGAAGAGCUUUAUGGGCAGGUGUGUCAUUGACCUCUCGCAACUGGAAAAGGAGAAGACCCAUGAACUCUGGCAGGAUUUGGAGUGCGGUCAGGGCUCGAUACACCUGCUCAUCACGAUGAGUGGUUCAGCGAGGACCAUUCCCUUAGACAAUGUACCCACAACUAAUGGAGUACACCAUAUGUCACCUGAAGAGGAAAAGUUCCAAUGGUACCGCCUGGACAACAGCUGGGGUGAGGUCGGCGAGCUGUCGGUCACAGUGUACGGGGCCGAAGGGCUCAAUGCCUUGGGGAUUAGCGGGAAAGCUGACUCGUAUUGUGUCCUAGAGCUGGACAACUCCAGAAUCCGGACACACACCGUCCCCGGAUCCUCAGACCCUACGUGGAAUAAGAGUUAUACCUUCCCUGUCAACGAUGUGACGUCAAUGCUUACAAUAACGGUUAAGGACGAAUCCAUAAUAAACACGUUGAAGGACGGGACUCUCGGCAAGAUAUCGAUACCCUUGUUGACGAUCGUUAACGAUGAGAAAGCGUGGUUCGACCUCAACAACAAAGCGAAGAAAUCCGUUAUGAAGGGAAAUUCCGCGAAAAUACAAUUACAGAUGUCCAUUGCCUGGAAUCCGAUAAAAGCUUCUUUCCGAUUGUUAAGUCCGAAAACGAACAAAUACACAGAAACGACGCCGAAAACGUUUAACAUCCCAAUGAUUUACAAUAACUUGAAGUUUAUUAAGGACAUAUUCUAUGCAGUACACUACGGAAACGAGCAUUUAAAGUAUUUAUUCGAGUGGGACAACCGCGAGAAGUCUGCGCUGGCGCUGACCGCCUGGCUCCUAUUCUGGUUUUUCUUCAGAAUGUGGAUGACGCCACUCUUAGCCGUGAUACCUUUCGUCUUCUUUUGGGCCACACGCAACACUGCGAACCUGGUUCCACUCACUCAAUUCGACGAAGAAUCUUCGGAGGAGGACUUGGAAUCAGCAAAGGAUGACAAGACUAUAAAAACACGGUUAUACGAGCUGCAGGAUCUCACGUUCACCAUCAAGGAUGGAAUAGAUUUCAUCGUGUCUCUACUACAGAGGGUUAAAAACUUGUUCAAGUUUGCUGUGCCAUAUUUAAGUUACUUGGUGAUGACGGCUCUGAUAGCCGCCACAGUCGCCAUCUACAUCAUACCUAUUAAUUACAUAUUUAUGGCUUUAGGUAUUUAUAAAUUCAUGCGCAAAGUAUUGUAUCCGGACAGAAUACCCAACAACGAUAUCUUGGACUUCAUAUCACGGAUCCCGGAUGACAAGAUGCUGAAACAAUGGCGUGAACUCAGAGUGCCGGAGACCAACUUCAACAGAACGUAUUCAGCGAAGAGGCGGUAAAUUUGUGGCUAAAUGGAAGAAAUCUGACAGUGCGCGCCAUUGCCACCGCGAACCGUGGAAUUUGGACGCGGACGGUGUGGGAUCGUGGCCUAUAAAUGCUCGGCAGAUCCUCAUAUUCGACUGCCUCAUGCGUUUGUCGCAGCUUGUAAAUUAUAUGACCUCGUAUCCUUAUCUCGAACACAACGGAUAAAGGUCGGGUCCAAGGUUGCUAUUGGUUGUAAGCGCAAUGUAAAAUUACGCAAAUAGAAAUAUAUAUAAUUAUAUAAUGUAGGAACUGAUAUCUACGCUUUUAAGGAGUACAAGUGAAUAAAAAUUCGUGAUCGGUAUUUGCUCAAACUGUAUUUAUAAUUAGGUUUAAUUAAUUAAUGAUAUACGUUUCGGAAGUGCCUAUAAUAAAUAAGCAUUUAGACCCGCAGUAUGUUUAAAAGUAUUUCAUUUUAGAAAUAUUGAUUUGUAAAUGUACUACGGUUGCCAUUUUUCAUUUCAUGUUUAUCAUCUAUCAAAUCAUUGACAGACAAGACUAAAACAUGAGUGUAGCUAUACAUUCAUCAUAUUAUAUUACACAAUGUACAAAUAAGUUAUAAUAUACGAUAGGAUAUUACGAUACCUAUCAUUAGGUAAAAUAGGCGAUAUAUUAAAAAAAAUGUGAUGUUUAGAUAUAAGAUCGAAAAUAUAUAUUUAACCUUUUUA
Molecule: messenger RNA, 3279 nt
Organism: Trichoplusia ni (cabbage looper)
Lineage: Eukaryota; Metazoa; Arthropoda; Insecta; Lepidoptera; Noctuidae
Product: multiple C2 and transmembrane domain-containing protein-like
Exons: 14
Coding region: 844-2589 (581 amino acids)
Biological process (GO): regulation of neurotransmitter secretion
Cellular component (GO): synaptic vesicle membrane
Molecular function (GO): calcium ion binding
Source: RefSeq, a predicted model, not a curated record